Huiozyma naganishii CBS 8797 is the source of this 1344-nucleotide messenger RNA. It is a transcript of the gene ENT1, whose product is annotated as epsin. Bases 1 to 1344 code for a protein of 447 amino acids. Gene Ontology annotation, biological process: actin filament organization; endocytosis. Gene Ontology annotation, cellular component: clathrin vesicle coat; endosome; plasma membrane. The record is from RefSeq and is a predicted model, not a curated record. Lineage: Eukaryota; Fungi; Ascomycota; Saccharomycetes; Saccharomycetales; Saccharomycetaceae. Gene Ontology annotation, molecular function: clathrin binding; phospholipid binding. The transcript has a single exon.
AUGCUGCGCUCUGCGAAGAAUAUCGUGAAAGGGUACUCCGAUACGGAGGUGUUGGUGCGUGAUGCCACUGCUAACAAUUCGACGAACCCGAGUAGGGAGCUUUUGGACGAUUUGGCGGACAAAUCUUAUAAUUCUGUCGAGUUUUUCGAGAUUCUGGAUAUGCUCGACAAGCGUAUCAAUGACAAGGGGAAGUACUGGAGACAUGUUGCCAAAGCGCUUACAGUUUUAGAUUACCUUGUCCGGUUUGGGUCCGAAAACUGUGUCAUUUGGUGCCAGGAGAAUCUGUACAUUAUAAAGACUUUGAGAGAGUUUUCCCACGAGGAUGCUGGGGGAGAGGACGAAGGUAAGAUUAUUAGAGUGAAAGCUAAAGAAUUGACAUCGCUUUUGAUGGAUGAGGAGAGGUUGAAGGAGGAACGGGCUAUGAACAUAAGACGUCGUGGCGGGCCCAAGAGGCGUAGCGGUGGGUCCAGGGAGAGGAAUAACCGCAGUGACGAAGAUCUACAACGAGCAAUCGAAGAAUCCAAGAGGACAGCGGAGGAGGAAGAGAGGCGCAGACGGAAUGGCGCAAGUAGUGAAGCAGACCGCCAAGCGGCACUGCAGCUCAGUAGAGAGGAGGAAGAUCUUAGAAGGCUACAGGAACAAGCGCGUCUUGCCCAACAGCAACAACAACAGCAACAACAACAACCGAUGUAUUACGAUGUGUUUGGUAAUCCGAUCACACCGGAAGAAUAUCUACAGUUUCAACAGCAGCAAGCAUUAUUGGCGCAACAGCAACAACAACAGGCGGCUCUAGAACAGCAGUACUGGGCGCAGCAGCAACAGAAUAUGCUAGCUCAGCAACAACAACAGCAACAACCAUUAUAUGGAAUACAGCAGCAAACUCUACCCACAGGAUCAAAUAAUCCGUUUGCGUUAAAUAAUGCAACACAACCAAGUGCACCUGCGAGUACGACUGCGGCACGCCCUGCUGCAAUUGAAACCCCCGCUACACAGACAAAGCCGUUGACCCAGACAAGAUCGGGCAAUCAAGCCAUAUCAGACAAAUAUAGUGCGCUGAACAACCUACUGGCGUCAGGUACAGGUAUUGACACGUUUGGUAAUACGGGGGAACAAAGAAUCCCGGCACAACACACGCAGACUGGUACGUUCAUAAACUCGCAAGGUACAGGCUACAGACAAGUUAACAACGAUGACAAGCCUAAUCCGUUUUUGAACGGGCAGUACACUGGGCUACCAAGCACCAACAUCGUGCCUACGCAGACCGGGUUUGGAUUUGGUAACCAAGCCAAUUCGAGCGGUACCAAUAACAAUAACAACAAUAACGGGACAUUAGUUGAUCUGUAA